Asparagus officinalis (garden asparagus) is the source of this 1056-nucleotide messenger RNA. Its product is annotated as cytokinin riboside 5'-monophosphate phosphoribohydrolase LOG8-like. The transcript has 8 exons. Lineage: Eukaryota; Viridiplantae; Streptophyta; Magnoliopsida; Asparagales; Asparagaceae. Gene Ontology annotation, molecular function: hydrolase activity, hydrolyzing N-glycosyl compounds. Gene Ontology annotation, cellular component: nucleus; cytosol. Gene Ontology annotation, biological process: cytokinin biosynthetic process. The coding region runs from base 255 to 899 and encodes 214 amino acids. The record is from RefSeq and is a predicted model, not a curated record.
CCAUCUCGAUAAAUACAUAACUCAGAGUCAGAGAGUGCAGACUUGAAAAAAAGGCAUCGGCUUUGAGAGAUUCAAGCGUGAAGCUCCGCUCUUCGUCUCGUUGGAGAUUUUUAAAAAAGAGAGGAAAGAGACCCAAAUAAUUUUUUUAAAAGGGAGGAUUAUUUUGGAAAGAUUUGAGGCCUCUGCCUUUUGAUUCAACAGGAUUCCAAAGCGAGUGGGAUAAAAAAAAGGAGGAGAUACAGAGAAUAAUAGCAAUGGAUGGAGAGCAGCAGAGCAAGUUCAGGAAAAUCUGUGUCUUUUGUGGCAGCAAUUCUGGCAACAGGGCUGUGUUCAGUGAUGCUGCUCUUGACCUGGGCGAUGAACUGGUGAGGAGAAGGAUUGAUUUGGUUUACGGUGGGGGGAGCGUGGGUCUGAUGGGUUUGAUCUCUCGGACAGUUCAUGAUGGAGGCUGUGAUGUUCUUGGGGUUAUUCCUUCAGCUCUCAUGCCUCUUGAGAUAUCUGGCCACCCUGUGGGUGAAGUAAAGGUAGUCGCUGACAUGCAUGAGCGCAAAGCCGAAAUGGCUCGUCAGUCAGAUGCUUUUAUUGCACUUCCCGGAGGAUAUGGAACAAUGGAAGAGGUCAUGGAGAUGAUAACAUGGUCACAGCUUGGAAUUCAUAAUAAACCAGUUGGUCUAUUAAAUGUUGAUGGUUACUACGACUCUUUGCUUGCAUUAUUUGAUAAUGGUGUGGAGGAAGGUUUCAUUAAGCCAGCCGCCAGAAAUAUUGUUCUUUCUGCGGCAAAUGCUAGAGAGCUAUUGAUCAAAAUGGAGCAAUAUACUCCUCAGCAUAAAGGAGUAGCUCCCCGUACGAGCUGGGAAGUUCAACGCUUGGGUUACACAACACCAUCAACGACACAUUGAUGCUUGGUCUUUCUUACUAUCACUAUUUCCAAUUUAUGUGAUUCUUUCUGAGCAAUUUGUAUGUGAGAAACCUUGAAAAUGGGCAUAAUUGGCCAUCUAUAUUUGUCUUCCUUCCAAUUGAAAGUUUAAUAAAAGUGUCAUGCUUUAGGGGACUUAA